GCAUCACUCUGGCAGGGCAUCCGUCACAGUCACCCUCACCUCGGGGGACACCGCCGUCCUUCCGAAGUCACAGUGCCGACCGGCUGUGGGAGGGCUCCUGCAGCCCGCAGAGUGCGACUUGGCGUGGGCGCAUUCCGGCCUGGCGUGCUCUCUCAGUCUCGGCCGCCAUCCUGGUCCGCGGACUGGCUUGCGCGCGUGCUGCUCCUGGCGAGGCUGGCGCGAGGGCGCCGGCAUCGCAUGUCUGGCAGCCUCUCCGGCGUGUGCUGCCAUGGCCUCCGGCGGCCGUGCGCCUGCCGCUGGUGAUGGAGCUGCGAUGGAGCCGCAGCACAUGGCCGUCGGCAGCGCGAACACGGCGGGCAUCGCUGCUGCCCCGCCGGACAGGCCUGCGCCGCUGCCGGACGCAGAGUCGCCGCACGAGGCAUCGCCAUCGUCCGCUGCGGAUGGCCGCCAUGCGCUGCAACGAGUGGUGGCUACGCUCACGGACCCUGCCACCGGAGUCCGUCUCGACAUCUACGACGACAGCACCGCCACUAACAUCGCGCGCGUGCUCAUCUAUGCCGCCAAGGCUCAUGUCCGGGCAGCUGCUGCAGCUGCCCCUGGUGAACACGAGUCGCUCCUGAAGGCCUUCGCGCUCCCGCUCUCCAAGGCUGGGGCCGACAACGGGGAUGAGGCUGCCAAGUGCCUUCCCGACGCCGAGGUCAGCCAGAGCCUCAUCAGCGCCGAGUCUGACAUCCAUGCCGUCGAGCGAGGUGCGACCGCCAUCCUCCUCAGCGCCGCGGCCCACAGGCGCGCUGAGGACAACGCGUCUCUCCACACCGAGGCCGACGAGGCCGGGCCCGGCGUCGCUUCUGGCACCCCCUUCGGACCGCUUCCGGGGAGCUCGGGAAUCGAAGCCCCCUCCUCGCAGUAUGAGGCCGUUCGGAGCCCGGGAGUUGGGGCCGGUACUAUCGCUCACGAGGCAGGUGCCGAUAGUCUGAUCUUCACGCCCCAGCGUGCAGACGGCAGACCAGAGCAUGGAGCAACCUCUGUCACGCCUGGCCUCUCCAGCCAGGUGCCGACACGAUCAGAUGCGGCUAACAUCUUCGACGAAGUUCACCUUGCCACGCCGCUCGCAGCUAAACGAGACCCCCAUGAUCCCGGAAGCUCCAGUGACGCCUCCGCCGAGGCCCUUGCCGAUGAGAAGACGAACGAGUCCGACAAGAUGAGCCUCCCAAAGGUGCCAGAGUUCCCUUCCGCAGCGCUGAAGUCAGAACUCGUGGGCGCCGAGGGUAAUCUGGACAGCAACGCUGAUCCCAGGGACAUCGUUGAUGACCAUCCUGUGUUCCAAUCCGUGAGUGGAAUGCAGGCAGAUCUGAUCGGUGAGGGCUGCCAGCACCUGGGCCUCCUCGUAAUUGGCGGCGGGCUCGGGUCGGCGGACCUGGCGCGGGAUGCCUUCCGCCGUCAGCAGUGGCACCUCAAGAGCGCGGCAGGUCGCACGGCACUGUGGCACAACAUCGACAAAGUUGGCUGGGAGAUCGGCGUGAGCAAGCAGCAGGUGAAGGCCGUGGCGGAGCUCAAACCAGUCCUGGCAGCCCUCUUCCCGAACAGCCCGCAGCACAACUGGGACGCAGCCUUCGAUAUCAAGAACGACAGGGGGGAGGUCAUCAUCCUGCCGAUGUCGUUGCCAGGCAACGCCCACCAGGGUGGCCCCAUCAAAGUCUACGACUGCGACAGGACCACCCACAAGAUGAAGAUCCCGCCCACCGCGAACGCGUUGCUGCAGGACCUGAGCAUCGACCUCAAGCUCCACCCGAUGGGGAACCUUUUAGACCCUGUACGGAUGCCCAUGGACGCCCUCUUCCCUCUUUACGCUUUCUGGCUGACGCCGUUUCGACCGCCGCCGCCGAUCACGGACGUCGACGCAACCGGACUGCAGCAGACUAAGUUCGCGUACGAGUGCGACUGGCUUCUCUCCAAAGGUCGCACAGACCGAAGCGCCCCGCCGCCGACCUGGCAGGGGGCCAUGUUUAACGAGCAAGGCGUCCUGACGACGGACCCCCAGGAGAUCUUAGACCUUGCCGAGUCCUUCUUCGGAUUACUCGUCGUCGAAAUGUUCCUGGAUGCCUCGGAUGAUUUCUUCGAGAUCCUCGCCUCCCUCUCCGAACUUAGACUCCUGAAUGACCCAUCGAUGGACGAGCCCUGUGGCUGGGACGAGCACGAUGUUCAUCUUAUCGAGAAAAUGACAAUCCCAUUGCACAUUAAGAAAUGGCGCCCCAUUGCUGUCCUCUCGGCGCUAUGGAAAGCUUAUAUGCAGAUACUGUCCGAGCUAGGGAUAAAGGUCCUGGGCCAUCAGAUCACCUUCGAUAACAAUGCGUCGGUCGAAGUGGACAGGCGCAUACGUGCCGCCUGGAGUGCAUUUGCGCGCCAUAAGAAGCUGCUGGCCACGAAGUGUGGCACCAUCUCCAAUAGGUUCCAGAAGUACGCCCCAGACAGGCUUGCACUCCUGGCCCUGCUGUGGAGGGGCCAACGCUUCCUGGCGGACGUUAAAACACGUUUUGGCUCCCAGUGCCACGGCCACAUUUUCAAACCUAGGAGAUUCGAGGACCAAUUUAAGUUUCUGAUCAGUCACGACUAUCAGGAAUUAGCCUCCGACCCAGAGAUGCGGCAGCGGUGUCUUGAGUCAACCAUGGCUCGGGAGUACAACCCGUGGGUCAAGCAGGCCAACGGGUGGCGUCGCAAUGGGAAGAAAGGCGGCGGCAAUGGCGGCGGUGGCGAUGGCGGUGGCGGUCGUCGCCGCGCUCGUGAUGCCGCGCGCCUCGCCUGCAGUGUCUGCGGGGCCUGUGGCCAUUGGGACUUCGACUACCACAAGAACUGGUGCUGCAGUCGCUGCGGUGGCUGCUACGUCGGCGACGGUGGCGGUGGCGAGGCAGCGAUGGGCGUCGGCGACCAGGGGAACACUGCCCCUGCCGACCCUGCCGACCUUGCCGCGCACCUCGCGAUGUUGGCGACGAAGUUCCCCACGAUGGCCCAGGAGCUCGAGGCGGCCAAGCGCAAGGCUGAAGAGGGUGGCCCCCAGCCUGUUGCGCCUCCAGAGCCGCCCGAGCCCGCUUCUCAGUCGGAGCUUGACAAGCGUGCCUCGGCGAAGCCCACGGAGCUUUCCAAGGCCGUGGAGGCGGCGGCUCGCGCUGAGCGGAUCGCACAGGUGUCCGUCGAACAGCGCUUGUCCACCGUGGUCAAGCACAAGGAUAACCUUGCCAAGGCGGAGUUGGAUCACGCCGAGGCCAAGCAGUACUGGGAGGAGAUGGCGGCCGAGCUGCGCGAGGCCAUCGCCCAGAAGAACUUGUUCAACGCUGAGCAGCACAUGCAGGGGAUCCGCACCGCGGAGGAGCGCCUGGCCCGAGAGGCUGCGGCGGCCCAGGCCGAGGCUGCCCGCCUGGCGGCUCUUGCUCGUGCUGCUCCUCCUGGGCCUGGGGCCCCGCCUGGAGGUGGCCCGCCGCCUCAGGGUCCUGGCGGCCCGCCUGGGGGCGGCGGCGUGGCGCCUGGCGGGCCCAUCCUCCCGGGCAUCACGCUGGCUGGCUUCGUGGACUUCGCCUGGGUCGAGCAGAACUUGCACACCCUGGAGGAGGCGGACCUCGUCCGCUUCGAGGGCAGGUCGGCCAUCGGAGCCGUACAGUGGAGGGCCAUGUGGAACAUGGCUAAGCAGCAGCACUCCCCCGACCUCCCCAUGGACGAUGCGGCGUCGGAAGCGGCGUCUAACGCGGGCGACGAUCCUGAUCUCGCUGAGCUUCGUGAUCUUCGCAAGCGUGCUGCUGACCUGCUGACCGUGGCGCAUUGGUGGGCUAAAGUGUUGUCUUUUCCGCCCACGACGCCUGACGAGGUCAAGGCCCUCAUCGAUCAGGUGGUUGCUGGCCCGAGGCACGGCUUCGACAGGCAGGCUAUCUGUCCAAUGGCGUUUGCCAGCGCUGUGGAGUGGCGCAGUGUCAUCCCGCCGCCGCGCCCGGCGGGCAUCGUGCGUGGAAAGUCCUUCGAGCUGGACGACUUCGACCUCGGGGCUACCGUCGGCAUGGGCACCUUCGGACGCGUCCGCGUGGUGAAGAUACGAGGCAGCGCCGACAGGGCUCCUUUUGCCCUCAAGAUUAUGAAAAAGAGCGAGGUUAUACGGCGCAAGCAGGUGAAGCACGUGAAGGAUGAGGCGGCGAUCCUCUCGCAGAUCCAGCAUCCUUUCGUCGUGAACCUCUUGGCAACGUUUCAGGAUGAGAAGCGGCUCUUCCUACUGCUGGAGUUCGUCAACGGGGGUGAGUUGUUCUCGCGCCUCCGGACCAAGAACAGGCUGCCCGAGCAGGUGGAGCAGCGGGCUGAGGCCUUUGUCGAGGUAAUCGUCCACGUCCUUGUGCGCAGGGAACAAGUGACAUUCGGUCUGACUGGCUGCGAUCUGAUACUGCGCCAGAUCGCAGCAUGGACCGCCGAAGCUGACUCCAACUCAGGGCCCCAGGAAUUCGCCUCCGCCUCCAGUGCAAGCAAGCCCGUGAACACGCAUUGCAGGGCAGCGAAGCAGGGCGAGCGGCCGCUGAGGCGGUCGGCGGGGCGGCGGCCCGACGCGCCCCCCCGACGGCCUGCGCAGGCGCGGGGCGACUGGCAGGCGCAGCGGCGCGGGGCCCGGGCGUCGCCAGAGCGGCCCUGCGAGGGGCGGGGCAGGCGCAUCGGCCCUUUCGACGCCUUGCGAGGCGGAGGCAACGAUGACGAGGGCGAGCCCGAGGUUGUCGUCGAUGAGGGAGGUAUCUGGUCGCAGUCUGUGACGGCGAGCGCGGUGGUGGCAUCGCCGCGAGGCGUCGGCUCUGAGGAGCACGACGAGGACGCACUGCCGGCCGCGGCCCUGGCGCAGGCCAGGGAGGAGCAGCGGCUGAUAGGCUUAGAGAAGUCCGUGGAGCAGCACGAAGAGGCGAGGAGCAUCGACGAGGACAUCGGGCCCGAGGGCGCCGAGGGUGGGAAGCUGAAGGAGGAGCUCAGCGAGCCUAGCGUCGAUGAGGUCGCGACGGAGCGCGCGGCCGCGGAUGUGGCCGAAAGGGAGGUGGUCUCCGUCGACCAGCACGGCGAGUCCGAGGCUGAGGCUGCGAGACCGGGCGGGCCUUGCGACGAGGCAGUCGACGUGAUCGGCGUCGGCUUGGAGUGCGCGGAGGCGGCCAGCGCGGGCAGGCGGAGGCGCAAGAGGGCCGAGAAGGCCGAGGCGAAGGAGCAGCAGCGCCUCGAGCAGCAAGAACUGCAGCGGACGCUGGCGGACGCGACCGACGUCUGCCUCGUCUUCGAGUACCUUCACUCCCGGAGCAUAAUUUACAGAGAUCUGAAGCCAGAGAACGUGCUAAUCGAUAGCGCCGGCUUCAUCAAAGUUACCGACUUCGGAUUCGCAAAGGAGGUGGACGACCGAACUUGGACACUGUGUGGCACGCCAGAGUAUCUGGCACCCGAGAUCAUUCAGUCUAAAGGCCACGGGAAGGGGGCGGACUGGUGGGCCUUGGGCAUCCUCCUCUUCGAGAUGCUUGCAGGCUACCCACCAUUCUAUGACGAGAACCCCUUCGGCAUUUACCAGAAAGUGAUCGGAGGCAGGGUGGACUUCCCAAGGCACUUCGAGUUGAUGGCGACGGCGCUCAUAAAGCGGCUCCUGACCCACGACCGCUCCAAGCGCUACGGUUGCCUGAAGGGCGGCGCGGAUGACAUCAAGGGGCACAGGUGGUACAGAGGUUUUGACUGGGAGUCGUUGUUAUCUCGCCAGCUUCAGCCAGAGUACACCCCGUCCGCGAGAGCCGCGGACGACACGUCCACGUUCGACCGCUACCCGGAGAGCACGGAAGCAUCCGCCCCUGCCAUCCCCGCGAUGGACCAGCAGUUGUUCGACGGGUUCGGGCGAUCCGUGUCCUUCUCCACGCGGAGCGCCAACAUCGCCGCUUCGUUGCACCCAGAGUCCGCUGGAGCUGCCGACAACGUCGCCGAGGCCGCCGCCUCCCUGGAGGGUGGAACCGUGGUGGCGCCGCGGACCUCCCAGGAGGUGCGCCUGUGGCCCUCCGAGCGGCUGCAGCUCCCAGGGCCUGUCCUGCGGCACUGCCCAGCCCGCCAGGACGAGACCAAGGAUGAGGUGCAGCAGCCAAGAAUCAAGAACAAGGCCGAGCUGGUGGACUACGUGCGCCAGCACGAGGUACCGACGGACGGCAACCCGGAGCUGAUGACGAUGCCUGCGCUGAAGGACGCGGCCUACGCGCACGACGAGGUGGUCGACAAGAUCAACUGGCUGGUGACCAAGCUGCGCGUGGACUACCCGCACGACCUGGCGGUGCUGCAGCGCGAGAAGGGAUCCUGGCACCUGAGGGUGAGCCGGACCGUGGAGCUCGCGGACCUUGGCGGGGCCGACCCCAGAGAUGUCUCCACGUACGUCCCUGUGCAGCCCGUCCACUCCGAGGAGCCAUUCCUUGUCCGGACCCGUUCGGGGGACCAGAGGAAGAUGCACCGCGCAAACGAACCACGACUGGCCAUGCGCAUGGAGCGAACGCAGCCACAGCCGGCGGUUGGAGCCCACAAGUUCAGGCUUACCUGCCGAGGACCACCGCACCUUGUCCCAAAUGACCGCGACGCUGGCGCGAGACGGCCCGCCCCGCGCUUCGAUGCUUACACCGGCAUGCCCAGGUACAGCAACCAGUGCGGCGCGCACUUGGCAGCCCCGGCACGACGAGGAGGCACCGCUGCGCUGUGCCUCGUGUGCGCGGGCGUGGGGUUCCCGGGGAGCCCUCGCUGCGCCACGGCCGGAGGCGAG
This is a messenger RNA of Prorocentrum cordatum, 6778 nucleotides long. NCBI's taxonomy places the organism in Eukaryota, Dinophyceae, Prorocentrales, Prorocentraceae. The record is from the annotation of a GenBank genome assembly.